AUGAGGACGCCCCACCCUGGCAAACCCUUCCCCUUGCCUAUAAGUAGCACAGGCGCCGGUGCCCGUUCUCACCACCGGUGCCACUACACAGCCAUGGAGAGCUCCCCGCAGUCCGUCAGCAUCAACAUGCAGCCCUACAGCAAGAACACGGCAGGUAGCCCGGCCACCGCCUUCGGCCCCACCGUUACCACUUAUGUUCAGCAGAACCCUGACCCCAGCCCUCAAGACUUUGUCCUCUGGUCCCUCUUCAACACCAUGUUCUGCAACGUCUUCUGCCUGGGCUUCAUCGCACUUGCCUUCUCCGUCAAGGCCAGAGACAGGAAAAUCGCCCAGGACCCGGCCAGCGCUGUUGCCUUUGGGAAGACAGCCAGGUCUCUGAACAUCGCAGCCCUCUGCCUGGGCGUCAUCACCAUCAUUAUAGGCAUCGUGCUGCUGGUCAUCACCAGCAGGACCAUCAUUGUGGACAGGCCCUACUGAACCCUACCCACCAAGGAGCGGUGGCACCACGGCCUUGUUUUUCCUUCCUCUCCACUCUGCUCAUCCCAAAACCACCCACUUUGCUCGUGAUAGAGACGUACGGUGCCC
Molecule: messenger RNA, 585 nt
Organism: Cuculus canorus (common cuckoo)
Lineage: Eukaryota; Metazoa; Chordata; Aves; Cuculiformes; Cuculidae
Product: interferon-induced transmembrane protein 1
Exons: 2
Coding region: 1-477 (158 amino acids)
Biological process (GO): negative regulation of viral genome replication; host-mediated suppression of symbiont invasion; type I interferon-mediated signaling pathway
Cellular component (GO): plasma membrane
Source: RefSeq, a predicted model, not a curated record